This is a messenger RNA of Condylura cristata (star-nosed mole), 2739 nucleotides long. It is a transcript of the gene SLFN14, whose product is annotated as schlafen family member 14. Lineage: Eukaryota; Metazoa; Chordata; Mammalia; Eulipotyphla; Talpidae. Gene Ontology annotation, biological process: rRNA catabolic process; mRNA catabolic process. The record is from RefSeq and is a predicted model, not a curated record. Gene Ontology annotation, molecular function: ribosome binding; RNA endonuclease activity. The transcript is spliced from 4 exons. Bases 1 to 2739 code for a protein of 912 amino acids.
AUGGAGAGUGUUAAGACUGACAACGAGAUGGUCUAUCCUGAGAUCAUUGUGGAAGUGGGCAGAGUCACUUUUGGAGAAGAGAACAGGAGGAAGAUGAGCAAUAGCUAUUUGAAAAGAAGUGAGAAUUCCAAAAUCAUCCAGGCUACAUGUGCACUGUUAAAUUCUGGAGGGGGUGUGAUCAAAGCAGAGAUUGACGAUAAGACCUACAGUUAUGGAUACCAUGGGCUGGGGCAGGAUCUGGAAACAUCUUUUCAAAAGCUCCUUCCCUCUGGGUCACAGAAAUACCUUGACUACAUGCAGCACAGGCACUAUCUCCUGAUUUUUGUGAAGUCAUGGACCCCAGAUGUUCUCAGCCUCCCCCUAAAGAUUUGCAGCUUGCGCUCCAAUUUGUAUCAGAGGGCUGUGACUUCUGCUAUCAACCUGAGUGCCAGCAGUGCCCUGGAGCUUCUCAGAGAAAAGCAGUCUAGAGCCCAGAGAGGAAGGUCAACAGUGAGGGCACUGGAGUCUCAGAAAGUUCUUGACAGAGGCAUUCAGGAAGAGGAAGGUAUGAGAAUGUCUGCCACAGAAUUCUUUAAAAGGGACAGACUCACAUAUAAGGAGAAACUCAGCUUUACCGAAUCAACACAUGUGGAGUUUAAAAGGUUCACCACCAAAAAGAUUGUGCCUCGGAUUAGAGAGAUGCUGCCUCAUUACAUUUCUGCAUUUGCCAACACGGAUGGGGGAUAUCUAAUUAUUGGGGUGGAUGAUAAAAGCAAGGAAGUGUUUGGAUGUAAGAGCGAAAAAGUGAGCCCUGACGUAUUAAAAAAUGUAAUCAAAAACUGCAUAGAAAAACUGCCUAUAUUCCACUUUUGCUGUGAAAAGCCAAAGGUGAAUUUCACUACCAAGAUACUGAAUGUGUACCAAAGAGAUGUUCUGUACGGGUACGUCUGCGUGGUUCAAGUGGAGCCUUUCUGCUGUGUGGUAUUCACAGAGGCCCCAGAUUCCUGGAUCAUCAAGGAUGGGUCUGUCUCAAGGCUGACAACUGAGCAGUGGGUGACCAAGAUGCUGGAUAUUCAACCAGCCCCUUCCAGUUCCAUCACAAACUAUAGCUUUCCCUUGAUUUCACCGACUUCCUCUGCACCAAGAAGCCCAUCAUAUCCCACAAAAGUCCUGGAAUUUAAGGGAGAUCUUCAGCAACGUUUGCUUCCAGUGACACAGGACAAGAUUCAAUUUAAACCAGAAUUCUUCUGUAAGAAGCUUUUUACAGAUUAUAGAGAACUGGAGGAAUUGAUGAAGAAGCAGAUAUAUCCUUAUUCUCGGGGGAUUAUGCUAUUUUCUAGAAGUUGGGCUAGUGAUCUCGGCUUACAGAAGGAGCAGACUGUUCUGUGUGAUGCUCUCCUUAUAGCACCUAGCACCCCCCUGGUCCUCUAUACAAUCUUAACAGGCCCCGCUACGACUGGUCACCAUGAGUAUGUCCAAAACGUUGCUCGUCAGUUAAAGCAAAAACUGGGAACUGUUGGCGGCUACACAGGGAAAGUGUGUGUUAUUCCAAAGCUGAUACACCUGCGCAGCACACAGCCUACACCCCACAAAACCCCAGUGCAUUAUCCCCAGUCCUACAGGCUUGCUGGUGAGGAUGAAAUGGAAGGUGUGCUGCAGGCCCUCGUUGUGGUCUUGCUGGGCUCGAGAUCUCUUCUGAGUGACCAACUGGGCUGUGAAUUCUUCAACUUGCUCAUAGCAGAGCAGUGUGAGUUGCUCUCCGGGAGCCUCCAGGAGACACGAGAAUUGUUUGUCUACUGCUUUCCAGGAACCAGGAGGACAGCCCUCGCUGUGAGGGUCAUGGAGAAGAUUAAGGACUUGUUCCACUGCAAGUCAAAGGAGAUCCUCUAUGUCUGUGAAAGUGACUGCUUGAAGAAUUAUGUGGCCCAACAAACAACUUGCCAAGCAGUGACCAGGAAAAACUUCAUGCAAUGGGAGUUCCGAAAGAUUAAACAUGUAGUGAUGGAUGAGAUAGAGAAUUUCCGCAGUAACUAUGGUGAUUGGUUCCUGAAGGCUAGGAGCAUCACCCACCCAAAGGUGAGGGGCACUGCAAGUGAAAACCUCCACCAUGGGAUUUUCUGGCUUUUUUUGGACCCUUUCCAAGUCCAUCAUGCAGAUGUCAAUGGCCUUCCUGCUCCAUCUGCACAGUUUCCUCGAAAAGUAGUCACCAAUGGGAUCCACUGUGCUCUGGAAAUAGCAAUGGUCAUGAAAAAAGAAAUGAUGAGGAUCAAAGAUAAACCUCCCAGCCACAUGUCUCUAGACACACUGGCAUUGUUCAGGGAAGCUGCCUACGAGGAAGCAGUGUGUGCCCAGGCUCUGCCUGGGGUGUGCGAGAUCCAGUCCAACUUGACAACAGAACAAAUCACAAAAUAUGUGGCGGAAAGAUGUCACAGUCUGUUCCAAUGUGGAUAUCUGCCCAAAGAUAUAGCAAUUCUGUGCAGGAGAAGGGAAGACCGAAGGCGCUAUGAACUUGCACUGCUAACAGCAAUGGAAUUCAUUGAGAUCCCCGGAGCAACAGAAGUUGUGUUCAGCCAGGCUGAUGGUGUUUUGGGCAGUCACAUCAUCUUAGACAGUAGUGAGCAGUUUUCAGGCCUGGAGAGAAAUGUUGUGUUUGCACUUAGUCCAGAAUGUGCCCUGUCAGAGGAAGCUCAUAAACUCUGUUUUGCCUCAAAAGCCAUCAAACAUCUCUACCUGCUUUAUGAAAAGAGGGCAGGCUUCUGA